AUGGCCAUCUUGGACCAGCAUUGCGCGGAGGAGAACAAGCUUCGAUGUCGACCCCGAGGCGGCGGCGCCGCCGUCGCGAAGUCGGAGUACGACUUCCUAUACCUUCCAAUCGAUUUUAGGACAAAAUGCAACAAAGGCUACGCGUUCGUCAACAUGACGACGCCGACGGCCGCACGGCGGCUCUACGCGUUCCUCCACGGCCACCACUGGGCGGGCUGCGCCAAGGUCUGCGAGGUCGUGCACGCCCACAUCCAGGGAGUGGACGCGCUGGCGGCGCACUUCUCCCGCUCGCUAUUCCCAUGUGGCAACAACAAGGAGUUCCUGCCGGUGCGGUUCGGGCCUCCCAGGGACGGCCUCCGGCAGACGGCGGAGCGCACCAUCGGCUGUGCGGUGGUCCGUCGUCGCCUCAGCUGA
Molecule: messenger RNA, 414 nt
Organism: Triticum dicoccoides
Lineage: Eukaryota; Viridiplantae; Streptophyta; Magnoliopsida; Poales; Poaceae
Product: protein MEI2-like 6
Exons: 3
Coding region: 1-414 (137 amino acids)
Molecular function (GO): nucleic acid binding
Source: RefSeq, a predicted model, not a curated record